UGAUUGACUUUGACAUUAAUUAAUUCUCAAAAAAAAUAGUGUUGUGUAACAAGGAUUCUUCGAUAGACCCAAGAAAAUAUUUAACACAAUGUUGAGCUACAAAUACUACGACACUCCCGAAGGGAGUGAUAUUUUCAAGAAGACUUUUGUUACUUCAAAAUAUGCGGCCUUAUCUGGAAUUGCCUACGCUUCAUUCGAUGUGCUUAUGUUUUCUCAUCCGACUGGUAUCUUAAACACUUUAGGCCGCUAUGCCUAUAUUGUGGGGCCAAUGAUGGGUAUGGCAACAGCAUUUACUGUAACUGCUAAUGCAGCCCAAAAUAUAAGAGGCAAGAAUGAUAAAAUCAAUUAUUUCCUUGGUGGUGUCGCCGCUGGCUCAAUCUUUGGAGCCUGGCAAAGAAGUGUGACCGUAGGAGUACCAGCAGCCGUAGUCCUGGGUGUGGCAGCCGUCAUCAAGAAGACGGGUGUCGACGAAGGCUGGACAUUCUUCCCACAGAUCACCCAUGCCACCAAAACAAUUCAGUCUGUGAGACAUGAUUGGACACUAGUCAAGGAUUUGGAAGACUACAAGAAUUUUACUACUGGUUCAAAGUAAUUCAAGCAGAAUUGUGGAAUGUAGUGUACAUAAUCAAUUUGUAAUUAAUUUUUAUUUAAGUGUUACAAUAAAUAUAAACAAAAUUCA
Messenger RNA from Amyelois transitella, 679 nucleotides. It is a transcript of the gene ND-B14.7, whose product is annotated as NADH dehydrogenase [ubiquinone] 1 alpha subcomplex subunit 11. Lineage: Eukaryota; Metazoa; Arthropoda; Insecta; Lepidoptera; Pyralidae. The coding region runs from base 89 to 592 and encodes 167 amino acids. The transcript is spliced from 2 exons. Gene Ontology annotation, biological process: mitochondrial respiratory chain complex I assembly. The record is from RefSeq and is a predicted model, not a curated record.